CCUCCAUACGCCCCUCAGCACAGAUAGGCCCCCACCACCCCACACUGACGGGACUUUUAGCUGUCCGACAAAACUUCCUUGUGAAACGCGACGGUCCCGGGUCAGGCGAAACUGACUGCCCUCUCGGGAUCCUCUUUAUUCAGGCACACGCGAGAGGAGGAUCUCCAAGAAAUGGGGUUGAGGCAUGAUGUUGCGGUGUCGGAUGGAUCAGGCGCGCCUUCGGUUGUUCGUUUCUGGGGUCCUUCUUGAGUCCGGUCGCAGUGGUGGUGGUGGUGGUUGCUGACAGGAGAGGCCUCCAGCAGGUUGCCGGCUCCCGGCCUAACGUUACCCACUUCAUGAAACGGUACAUUUCUGACCACUAUUAAGAUGGCUGCUACAAUAGUGCAUGAUACCUCAGAGGCCGUGGAACUAUUCGCCCCACAGGGCUUAUUUCUGAAGCCGAUUGCUAAGCUGACUCUUAGCGUAUCACUCCCCCAACUGAAGCAACCAGGUAAGUCCAUAUCAAACUGGGAGGUGAUGGAGAGACUGAAGUACAUGGUUCACCCUGAGCAGUUUGCUACACUCCGUGUGUCCAAGAGCACAAUGGAUUUUGUUCGCUUUGAAGGGGAAGUUGAAAACAAGAACAUGGUGAAAACUUUCCUGUCCAAACUGGACAGUAAGACUAUUAAGCUCAGUGGCUUCACAGAUACCUUAAAAGUACGAGCAGCUGAGGUGAAAAUAGACUUUCCAACCCGCCAUGACUGGGAUUCGUUCUUUCGGGAUGCCAAAGAUAUAAAUGAGACUUUACCAGGUGAGAGGCCGGAUACCAUUCAUUUGGAGGGACUGCCAUGCAAGUGGUUUGCUCUGAAAAACUCCAGUUCGGAGAAGCCAAGUGAUUUCAUCCUGCGCAAGGUAUUUGAAACAUUUGGGGAGAUCCGAAAUGUGGACAUCCCAAUGCUAGACCCUUACAGAGAAGAGAUGACUGGGAAAAACUUCCAUACCUUCAGCUUUGGAGGUCACUUGAACUUUGAAGCGUACGUGCAGUACCAGGAAUACAUAGGAUUUGUGAAGGCAAUGGACGCCCUGAGGGGCAUGAAACUGCUGUAUAAAGGGGACGAUGCAAAGGCAGUGGCCUGCAGCAUAAAGGUUACCUUUGACACAACAAAGCACCUAAGUGAUGCUUCCAUCAGGAGGAGACAGAUGGAGAGACAGAAGCUGCAGGAGCUGGAACUGCAGCGAGAAGAGCAAAAACGUCGGGAGAAAGAGGAAGAAGAGCGAAGAAAGGAGGAAGAAAGGAAGCAGAGAGAGCUGGAAGAGCAGGAGCGGGAGAAGAAGAGAGAAGAAAAGGUUAGGAAGAGGGAGCAGAAGCAGAAGGAGCGUGAAGAACGGCGAAAUGUGCGCAAGCUGCAACGGGAGGAGCAGAAAAGACUGCAGGAAAAAAUCGCUCUGGAGGAACGAAGGCUCCUUUUAGCACAGAGGAAUCUGCAAUCUAUCCGCCUUAUUGCAGAGCUGCUGAGCAGAGCCAAGGUUGGGAAGCAGCAGGAACUGGAAGCGCGUGAAGCUGAGGCGGCCCGACUGCAUCAACUGGAAGAGAAGAGGCGGCAGCAAGAGGCGGAGCUCCGGCGAGUGGAGGAAGAGAAGGAGCGUGUGGUGGAGCUGCAGCAGAAGGAGAAGGAGCUGAGGGAGAAGCUGCUGGAGAACCUGAAGCGGAAGGAAGAAAGUGAGAGCCAUCAGUGCAGAGCGGACCUGAAGGUGGGCCUCGGAGACCGGACAGCUGGGAAUGUGUGCCCAGUGUUGGGAGCAGCCCCCACACAGGCUGCUACCUGUCUGCUCACAUGUCCUGGUACUCUCAGCCAUGGCAAGCAAGUGCCACUCGCUCAGGAAGUCAACGGAAAACCGGAUGCAGCCGAAAGAUUCACCGGUGGUUUGGGCCAGAUUCAGACACAAAGCGACAUCAUUCCUAUUCCGCUUCCAGGUGAAUGUAAGUCUGUGCAGAGCAUGGAACACAUAACUACAUUACCUAAUAGUAAAGGCUGCUCCCUGCAGGAGUGCACUGGGAAAAAAGGUAAAUACCAAAAUGGCCCCAGUCAUGCAGAAAAAGACCUUGAAACCAAUGCUCUCAAGGUGGAAGGCAGCCAAGUGCAAAAGGACUUGAAGAGGGCUCACAAAUCACGUAAGAGCAGCACAAGCAGUGAUCGCAGUAGAAACUGGAGGGACUCGAGUAGUGACGGCAGCUGCCAUCAGAGGGAAUGGAGCCGGCACCAGGGCCGCUCGAGGAAGGAGAGUACUCGACGUGGCAGGGACUCGAGCCGGGAGCAGAGCCGCAACUGGAAAGGCUCCAGCAACGAGCAAAGCUGCAGCCGACAAGACCAGAGUCGUGAGGGGAGGCGAUACCGAAGAAAUGCCAGCAGGGAUCGGGUCCGCGUCCGGCAGGGAUCCAGCAGGGAGCGGAACCGCCUUCGGUAUCCGAGCAAGGAGCAGAGACAGCGGAGGGGUGCGAGUGGGGAGCGGAACCGUCAUCGGAAAAGCUCAAGCAGGGAACGUAGCCGUCAUCAUAGGGACACAAGCAGGGAGCGUAGCCAUUAUAAAGACUCCAACACAGGACACAGCCGCCAUCGGAGGUAGUCAAACCCUUUACUUGGCUGGCUAUCAUCACAGGGGAAACCAGAGAGCAGCAAAGUAAACAACAGAUGUGAAUUCAGUGGUUUAUAACGAUCUACAGCAUGGAAAAAGCCCCUUUGGCCCAUCACAUAUGUUGGUAAACAUAAUACAAUACUGAAUGCUUAUUGUAGCAAUUCAUUGUAAGCAGGAAAGAAGUAACACUGAUUGAAAAGCUUGUGGAAUAAGUAAAGGUAAAGUCACCAUAGACCCAGAGAGCCAUUGAGCUGUUGUCUCAUCAAAGAGAUGACUGUGAUGUGUGGGGGUGGGGGUUUAUAAAGCACUCUUCUUAUUGUUAGCAGAACAAGGAAAACAUUGGAAAAUAAACAAUCACGGGUGUUAAAAAUUGGAUUUUAACAUUGGGCAUAAUCAGAUGUCACAACAAUUCUCAGAACCAGAGCAUGAUUAUUCUGUUUGUUAACACAAAAUGUGUGUCCGCUUCCCUCGUUAUUUUCCCAAAAUACACAUUUGGAUGUACACCGUAAACUUCUAAUGUUUUGGUUGCUGAUUAAUGUUGAAAGGCAGAAUUAAGAGAAUGCUGGAGAUGGGUAUGUUGUGACGAAUAGUUUGUUAAGGCAUUUACAUCUUGAUGGAUAGUAGAGUUAUACAUUAGGGGGCUUCUGCCUCUGAUACUGCUGGUAAUAAUACAUUUCCAACUUUACCACAUUUUGCAAUGCAAAUCCUCAUUGUACUGUGAAGAACCUAAAUAUACAAUGGGCAGGGGAAGAGGGGAGAAAAUGUGAAAUCCUUCUUUCAGGGAGCAUUUUUAUUAGAAUUUUUGGCAGCUGUCUUUUGGAAGUUUUUUGGGAUAAUUUUGGUGCUAGAAGUUGUAUAAUGGGACAGUUUGCAACGCCUCAGAAAACCGUAGAGUCCCAUUUCUCUGCGUUCCCACAGUGGUUAUUGCUCUGAUUUGUCAGCUUGAUCUUGGUAGUUUGGCAAUUCUUUAGGUGGUGCCAUUGUAGUCCCAGACACUCCCCCUUGACACAAAACCGCACGGAAGUUUUGAAUAUGAAUGUUCCCUGUUUUUCUUUCAGCUGAGGGAAAAAGUCAGGAUAUUUCUAAGUAGACUGCCUGAAUAAGUGGCAGCUUCUCAGCUGUUUACCAACAACUCUGGUAAAUCCAUGGCUCUGUAAGUGGGUUUGGGAAGUGUCAAAUCUUUUUCAGAGAAUGGGAACGUUCUCAGGUGACAGUCACUGGAGCGCAAUGCAAUUGAGCAUACAUCUGUACAACACAGUGGCAGUUUGAUUCAUAAGCUUGAAACAACCAGCACAUUAAGCACGUUUUCUGUCUUGCCAGCCAAAGCGGUUCAGUGCACGAUGCAAGAGUAUGUGGCUCAACUCUUAAAAUAUGCUAUGUUUUGCAUGUAAUGUACAGUUAGAAUAACUCAUUUCAUUAGAACAUUCAGUUGUGGUUAUUUGGUAGAAAUUAAAUGGCAUACCGACACAGAACAGGGAGUGCUGGAAAAAUACCGAAGGUUCUGAUGUAGGGUCACUGGCCUGAAAACGUUAACUCCACUUUUCUGUUUAUAAAUGCCAGACCUACUGCGUUUCUCCUGCACUCCCUCUGUUUCUUUGUGCUUAUUGUGCCAGCACUGAGAAAACAGAUUACCCUUGCAGGGCAUGCCAGUGAACCACAUUGGCAGGUCCGCUCUGCUGCCUCAGUCUGCUGGAGGAUUCUCUCUGCCGUAUGUGUCAUUUUGUGGCAAACUUUACUCCCAAGAAAACUCGCUUCCAAUCCCAAAAUACUGAGUGAAUUAAGAAUAUUUCAAGUUUAUGAUGAAAACUUGAGUGACAUCACUUAUAGUGUGAUUUAAUUAUCCCCCCUCCACUUCACAACACAUUGAUAUCCAUGUGUUAAAUCUGUCUGACCAUAUUAAUUUUAUUCCCCUGAUGUCAACACUUGAAUAUUAAAAGCUAUCUGCAGAGUUCACAGAUGGUACUUGUAAUAUUAAGGCAUGUGCACUUCUUUGUUUUUAAAAAGGCAAUUAUUUAGGUUUAUGCCCUCUUCUCAACAAAUGCUCCCAACCUCCUUUACUAUGACAUUGACAGAGGUCCAGCCAUACAAGUUGCAGCUAGAUUUUAGAAAGUAUAUAAAUGGCAAAAGCUACAAAGCAUUUGAGGUUAAGAGAAGUGGAUUCUGGGCAAUUGAAAUCCAAUAGCCAUUUACCAUUAAUAACAUCUCUCAAGAAUCCAAACUUGAAUUUAUAAUCUCAUCUGAAUUAAAAUUAAGCAUCUUUGAGUUCUAUUAAUACAAAAGUUAUACAAAAACUUCUCAAUUUAAAUAAUUUAUUUGAUAUUACUGGAAAAUUUUAAAUUUCCAUAAAAAUAAAACUUUGCAUUGAAAGGAGUGAGGUUUAAAAAAAGUUCUUAAUAUAUUAUCUUAAAUCACUUUAUGAUUUGACCAAAUGAAUGCUAAUAAGGAUUCAAAUAGUAACCAGAAGUGAUCACUCUGAUGUAUCACUGCCAUUAAAUAAGAUCAUCGCUAAUCUUCCACUUCAGGCCCACUAUUUUGCCUUACCCUGAUAGACUUCUGAUUUCCAUCUCAGUUUGAAUACACUUGACCAAAACUCUGAGUGGCAGCAAAUUCUAAAGAAUUGCAACUUUCAUCACAAUUUUAAAUGAUUGACCCUUUAUCCUGAGGACUUGUCUCCUUGUUCUGGACUUGCCAGCUAAGAGAAGCAGCCUCUUAACAUCUAGGAAGGAGUUGAUGAGAUACUGAGAGAAUUAGAUUUCAAGGAGGCUUCAGAACAUUGAAAGAUAAAUAGGAAAGAUGAGAGAUUUAGUAAAUUCGGGAACAUGAUGGCAAGAUGGCCAACAAAUCUGCUACCAAUCAUAGGAUGGAUGUUUGUGGGUGGAAUGCAGUGCACCAGAAUUGUUAAAAAGGCUAAUAUGGGCAAGGGAAAGGAACUGAGGAAGGUUAUAAAGGUGGGAAAGAAAGAGACCAUCAGGAAUUGUGUAGCGGUUUCACAGUUGACUGAGGGAUUGGAGCUAGUUCUUUGUGUGAAGAAAAGAGACAAGUGUGACUUAAAGGGAUAGGUUACAAGUUAUGUAGUUCAGAAUGAAUUGACAUUCCUGUACAAUAGAUAGAUGAGUGGGUUCAGCAUAGUGGAAAUAGCCAUAUCUUGCUGCUUUCACCUUUGUAUUUUCAGUGCUAGCAACUGCUAGAGAGAUUGAGGUUCUGAUAAAUCUGUAACAAUAAAAUGAACUCUUGCUCUUUGCUUCAAGUUAAGUCCAGAAUGAACUCAGUGUGCCAAUGGUCACCUUCUGUGCUGUAAUGACUCCAUGAUUCAAUAACAUUAAAAUACACAGCAACCUCAAGAAACCAGUAUUCAAAGGCACGGGGAUUAUGCAAAUGCAAGGUUACAUUUGAGGACUCUUGAAUUUUGCAAGCUAUGGUGAUGUAUUAAUUACAAACCUAGUCUAGUACAUUAAUCUACCCAAUUCUGCUAAAUAAAAAUCUGAACUUUAGUUAUAUGCUUAAUAGAAAUUAAUCUCUAUUCUCUGUAAUUUUGAAAAAAUAAUUUUAAUGAAACUCUCCAAUUCUAAAUUAAAGAAACCAAAACCACUGGAUAUCCUCUUUAAGGUGUUUAUUCCAUGCAAGUAGAGGCAAACGCAAGUCAGUCGCAAAACGUGUCCUGAUUUUUUGUGCAGUGAUUUGUUCCAUCUGAUGUCUCCAUGUGACCUAAUGCCUUAGCUUUAUGUUGUACACUGUGUGAUCCCAUGGAAUAGCCCAAAACCUUUUAAUAUUGUCAUGCAAGCAUGGAGCAAGCAAUUUUGAAUAUAUCAUCAUCUAAGAAAGUGGGUCCUCCUUCUGCCUAAUAAUUUUCACUUUCAUAUGAAACAACUGUUUUGUGGUAUAUGGUGAUCAGUGGACAAGUACUGAUAGGUGUGUCAUGAGACUGGUGUUAGCAUCAGCAAAAUGGGCCCAUAGCAUGGCAUAAACAUAUUUCAGCCAGGAAGGAUUGCAAUUGGUCAUGGGGCACUUAAACUGCAAGAACGGGGAGCUGUGGUAAACUGAUCAUAGAUGCUCUUUUUAAGGUUUUCUUUCUCUUCCGUCAUCUUGAUCGUCCCAUCCUCAAGAUGUUGUCCAUGAAGGUCAGUGAUCUCUGUGAGCAUGGACAGUUUGAGGGAUGAGGCAUUGUAAGAGUUAAAUAACUUCAUUUUUCUGCAAAGACUCAAUCGCCCCCACCAUUGGUUUCUUGAACUUGUAAAUUAAGGCAAGGUUUUAAAAUGCUUUUCUUCAAUUCUAAUAAACAAAACUAAUAAAUAUGGGCCAGCUUGUUUAAUAUCAGUUGGCAAUUCAGCAAAGUUUAAUGCUGAAAGUAGUAAAACAAAAAAAGUUGUUUGAUUAUAUUUCAAAACCUUGCAUAAGUUUGUUUACUCCCAUAGAGUUAAGAAUGUAGUCAAUUUAACCUUUCCUUAUUUUUCAACCAACAGUGAUCAGUUUUUGCAGUUCUAAUAGGUGCACAAGGUUAUCACAAGGCAGCAGACAGACGAAAGCAGUUUAUUUUUGCAGUAUGAUUACUUCAGGGUAAUGCUUAAGGUGCUUCAAUUCUUGUGAUGCCUAAUUCCACUUAGACAAUCACAUAAGCCUAUAUUCUUACAUCUGGUAAGAUUCAGCCAAUACUUACCUACAAAUCAGCCCCAGGAGCUGUACAAGAAUGGACCUGAAAUGGUUUUCACCAGCUUUUCCUCCGCUUCUUUCUUCCCCACUGGUGAAUUCUAUUACUGCACACAGUGCAGUAGAUGAAGCAGAGGACACGAGCAGGAACGUGCCUCUGUUGUUUACCUGCUUUGCCCAAAUUGCUUGUUUAUUUAAAGAUGUGAAUUCCUGUGCUUCAGUUGUUAUAAUGCUUCUUUAAUUCCCUUUCUGGUAAUUGGAGACCAAUUUCAUCACAGAACAAGAAGACCUGUAUUGUGGAGAAGUUGAACUCUCUGUCCUUAAAAUAGUUUUGAUAUUUUGACCACUGUAUUUAUUUGAAAGUAAGGGUUUCAAACUAUCAAUGACGUUAAAUUGAAAUCAAAUCAUUUUGAGAGAUCAGUAUUUUCAAAAAGCGUAAAUAAACCACAAAUUACUGUGUCUUCUGGCAGAAUAUAGAAAAUUGCAGCAAAUGAGACAUGCAAAAGAAAAAAAAUUGUUUUUGUGCAUUUCUUCUCUCGAGAAGAGAACAACACAAUUCCUGACUGUCAUGGGCCACAGUCGAAUCAGAGAUUGCACUUUAAAAGUAUUUUCAAUAGUUUGUUAGUAACAAAUAACACAAUGAGUAACGGGAGGUUUUUUUUUUUAAAUCCCCUGUCCCUGAUUUUUGUUUUGUAUGGCAUCCUCAGCAGACACAAGUGCGCCAUCUCAUUUGCAGUGUUCUGCAUGUUCUGUCCUGUACAAGACUGUUCCUUUGACAUUGUGCAAAUAAAUACGCUUUUGUUUCCAUUUGACUCUUUAAUGUCAUUUCCAAAUGUAUGCCCUUUUUGGUUCCACCAAAUUGCUUGAAAUUGUCCUGUAUUUAUUUUGUACUUCUUUCUUCCAGACAUGUUUGUGAAUUGUUUGUAACCUUCAGUAAACAAAAAGUUUUUUUGAAAUGUC
Chiloscyllium plagiosum (whitespotted bambooshark) is the source of this 8217-nucleotide messenger RNA. RefSeq lists its product as uncharacterized. NCBI's taxonomy places the organism in Eukaryota, Metazoa, Chordata, Chondrichthyes, Orectolobiformes, Hemiscylliidae. The record is from RefSeq and is a predicted model, not a curated record.